Messenger RNA from Suricata suricatta (meerkat), 5771 nucleotides. It is a transcript of the gene DSG2, whose product is annotated as desmoglein 2. Lineage: Eukaryota; Metazoa; Chordata; Mammalia; Carnivora; Herpestidae. Gene Ontology annotation, biological process: homophilic cell-cell adhesion. Gene Ontology annotation, cellular component: desmosome; plasma membrane. The transcript has 18 exons. Gene Ontology annotation, molecular function: calcium ion binding. Bases 1 to 3996 code for a protein of 1331 amino acids. The record is from RefSeq and is a predicted model, not a curated record.
AUGAAAGUUUGGAGUGGCCUUUCAGACAAACGUUUUGACACUCUACGAUGCCUCCGAGGAAAAGCUGCAGGACAGAGAAGGUUCCCAAAAUUUUUCCACACGACACGUGUGGCAAAUGGCAUUUGGAAGCUCAUGUCCUUCUCUGAACAAGAUCAUCUUGAGGCUGCACUGGCCUUCCCCACUGGAAUCAAGCCUCUUUCUCCACCUGAGGUGGAUGUCAAAAUGGAAAUAAACUGCAAACCUGUUGGAAGCAAUGAAGGAGCCUUGGGGAGAGAGAAGCAAGAGGCCUGCACAGAGCCAGCCACCCACAUCCUGCUCCAGAACCUCCUUCCCCUGAAAGCAGGCCGCAGGCACCCCGGCGGCAGUGGGGACGCGGGUGGCCGCAACAUGUCUUCUCUACGCCACCUGAGUCCGGGCCCGCGCACAGUCACAAACUUCCGGACCCCUGGGCGGCCUGGGUGGCCGGGCGCGUUCGCGGGGGGCAGGCAGGUCUCGCUGAGCAGACCAAGCUUUGCCCUUGGGCUGGCGCCGGGCGGCCCCCGCUGCCCAGGCCGGGCCCCGCCGGGUGGCCCAGGGCCUCCCUCGUCCCGGCCACUCUCCAGAGGGGACGGGACGUGGAAGGAGAAGACGGCGGGGCGGGGCCUGCCAGCCACAGUCCCCAGCCCCGGGACGUCACGGUCCCAGAUCUGCUUUAACUUUGGAAAUGGACUCCAUUUAGAGGCCUUAAACACAAGAAAUGAAAAUAAUCUGCUUCCUAAACACACUCACUUGGUGCGGCAAAAGCGCUCCUGGAUCACUGCCCCUGUGGCUCUUCGAGAGGGAGAGGACCUGUCCAAAAAGAAUCCAAUUGCCAAGAUACAUUCUGAUAUUGCAGAAGAACGAGGACUAAAAAUUACAUACAAAUAUACCGGAAAAGGAAUCACAGAGCCACCUUUUGGUGUGUUUGCCUUUAAUAAAGACACUGGAGAAUUGAACAUUACCAGCAUUCUUGAUCGAGAAGAAACACCAAGUUUUCUGCUCACUGGUUAUGCUUUGGAUGAAAAAGGAAACAACCUUGAGAAGCCAUUAGAACUGCGCAUUAAGGUUCUUGAUAUCAAUGACAAUGAACCAGUGUUCACGCAGGAUGUCUUUGUUGGGUCUAUUGAAGAGCUGAGUGCAGCAGAUACACUUGUGAUGAAAAUCAGCGCAACAGAUGCAGAUGAGCCCAAUACCCUGAAUUCUAAAAUUUCCUAUAGAAUUGUAUCUCAGGAGCCUGCUUACCCUCCAGUGUUCUACCUAAAUAAAGAUACAGGCGAGAUUUAUACGACCAGUUUUACCUUGGACAGAGAGGAACACAGCAUCUAUACUCUGACGGUAGAAGCAAGAGACAACAAUGGACAAAUAACAGAUAAGCCAGGAAGACAAGCUCAAGUUCAGAUUCAUGUUUUGGAUGUCAACGACAAUGUACCUGUAGUUGAAUCUGCAAUGAGUGAAGGACUGGAAGUGAAGGAAAAUCAAGCCAAUGUAGUAGUGACACGCAUUAAAGUGUUCGAUGCUGAUGAAAUAGGCUCUGAUAAUUGGUUAGCAAAUUUUACGAUCUUAUCAGGAAAUGAAAAGGGUUAUUUACGCAUAGAAACUGAUAAUCAAACUAAUGAAGGAAUCGUGACCCUUAUUAAGGAAUUAGAUUAUGAAGAAAUAAAGAGUCUCAAGUUCAGCAUUAUUGUCACUAACAAAGCAGCUUUCCACAAAUCCGUUAAGAUUCAACAGAAGCCUACACCCUUUCCCCUCAAAGUAAAGGUGAAAAACGUGAAAGAAGGCAUUCAUUUUAAACGUAACAAAAUCUCCGUUCAUGUUAGUGAGAGCACGGACAAAUUUAGCCAAAGCCAAAUAAUUGGCAAUUUUCAAGCUUUUGAUGAAGACACUGGACAAGUAGUCCCUGUGCGAUACGCCAAAUUGGAAGAUGCAGACAACUGGCUCUCUGUGGAUCCUAUCACAUCUGAAAUUAGAAUUGCAAAGCUCCCUGAUUUUGAAUCCAGACAUAUCCGAAAUGGUACAUACACUGCAAAGGUUUUGGCGAUAUCAGAUAGUUAUCCAAGAAAAACUAUCACUGGCACCGUUGUGAUCACAGUGGGCGACAUCAAUGACAAUUGCCCCACGCUGGUUGACCCAGUGCAGAGUAUCUGUGAGGACGUGCCGUACGUGAACGUGACCGCGGAGGACUUGGAUGGACACCAGAACAGUGAGCCUUUCAGUUUCUCCAUCAUCGACACACCAGCUGGGAUGGCAGAGAAAUGGCAAAUAGUGCGCCAAGAAAGCACCAGUGUGUUACUGCAACCAAAGGAGCAGAAGCUCGGGAGAAGCGAAAUUCAGUUCCUGAUUUCCGAUAGUCAGGGCUUCAGCUGCCCUGAAAAGCAGGUCCUGACGCUGACGGUGUGUCAGUGUCUGGACGGCAGUGGCUGCGUGGAGGGCCUGCAUGACCCCUACGUGGGCCUGGGCCCCGCAGCAAUCGCGCUGAUCAUUUUCGCCCUUCUGCUGUUGCUACUUGUACCACUUUUGCUGCUGAUGUGCCAGUGUGGAGAGGGCGCCAAAGGCUUCACCCCCAUUCCUGGCACUGUAGAGAUGCUGCAUCCUUGGAAUAACGAAGGGGCGCCACCUGAAGACAAGGUGGUGCCGUUGCUUCUGACAGCGGAUCACGGAGAGAGCGCGGCAGUAGGCAGUGGAGCGGGAGGAGGCGUGACCAAAGAGACCAUCGUGAAAGCCAACAGCUCUGCGUCCUUUGUCAAAGGGCAUCACGAGACGUGUGAGGUGGAUGGAAGGUGGGAAGAACACAGACACCUUCCUUCUGUUGGAGCUGCCCAAGUGACAGGGACAACUGGAGCCAACGCAGGUGUUGAAACUUUAAGGAGCACGCAAGUCACGGGGUCCUCCAGAGACAUGGUGGGAGCUCGGACAGCUGCUGUUUCAGUGAGCGAGGAGUUCUUAGGAAAUUAUUUCGCUGAGAAAGCUGCCUCCUACGCUGAGGACAAUGACAUUCACAUAGCCAAAGAUUGCCUUCUCAUUUAUUCUCAGGAAGACACUGCGUCUCUGCAUGGGUCCAUUGGCUGUUGCAGUUUUAUCGAAGAACUAGAUGAUCACUUUCUAGAUGACUUAGGGCUUAAAUUCAGGACCCUGGCUGAAGUUUGCUUGGGUCAAAAGAUAGACAUGGAUGUGGAAAUUGGGCAGAGGCAAAAACCUGUGGGAGAAUCAAGUAUGGAGGCAGCGUCACAUUCAUUCGAGAACGCUAGGGUUAACGCAGAGAAUGCCUACUCCUCUGCCAGCAGCUUUCGAGUUCCCAAAACUUCCCACGAAGCAAAUGCGGAGAAAGUAACUCAGGAAAUAGUCACUGAAAGCUCCGUAUCUUCUAGGCAGAGUCAGAAUGUAGCCACCCUGCUCCCUGAUCCGUUGGCUUCCGGUAAUGUUGUAGUGACAGAAACGUCCUAUGCCACGGGCUCCGCGAUGCCAGCAAGCACCGUGAUCCUGGGUCCCGGACAGUCACAGGCCCUCAUUGUGACCGAGCGGGUGUAUGCCCCAGCCCCUCCCUUGGUAGACCAGCACUAUGCUGACGACGGUAGUGUCAUGGUUACCGAGACAAUCAUACAGCCUAACGGGGGCAUCCCUGGUCCUCUAGAAGGCACUCAGCCUCUGCCGGAUGCACGUUAUGUGAUGGUGACGGAGAGAGAGAGCUUCCUAACCCCCAGUCCAGGCGUGCAGCCCACUCUGGCCAUGCCUGGCGCGGCAGCAGGACAGAAAGUGAUAGUGACAGAGAGAGUGCAAACAGCGACCCCCACCCUGCAGUCCAGUUACCCGAAUCCUGCCGCCACCUCUGUGACGGCCAGAAAGACCGAGGUUUCUGGAGCCAGAGGGCCCGGCCCUCUGCCAGAUUUCGGUUCUGAGGAGUCUGCUCUUUCGAAUUCUGCCAUAACCACAUCUUCCACCAGCGUCUCCAAGCACACCGUCACGCAGCGUUUUUACUCCUAGACCGCGGUCUGUCCCAGAGGUUAGCUGGCAGUGACUGGCUUCAUGCUUCCAGCGGGCCUCCGUUUGAUGAGCCUCCGGACGCGAAGACAGACACGCGGGACUUGAGACGUCUCUCCGUCACCGACACACAGCCGACCUCGCCGUCCCAGCCUCUGAGUGAGCCUUUCACCAACGCUCCGGGGCCCGCUGGGGGCAUAACGAUGAGGCGAUGUCAUAAGUGCCUUUUAGUGAGUUACGGCCAGACGGUGUUCCCCGAGCAGGUUAAAUAGAGAGUCAGUUGGCUGGUAAGUUUGCCAAAUGGACACGGAGUGCCCGGUGCGCCAGCUCUCUGGGAGAGCCGUCCCGAACCUGGCGGGCCGUCUGGCAGUCUGCGCUGCCGGCCGACAUCGCUGAGCUGUGUUCCGUGCUGUACUGCACCUGGCACGUUACCCACACGGUUAUCCAAAAAUAUGCACGUGGCCUGGACAGCCGGUUUUGCUUGUUUUCUUUCAGACUAGGAGCCCGGCCUUCUAAUCUGUUAGGCUGACCGAGUUACAGAACGUUGGCCUGAUAAAGAACACACAUUGUAGAUUUCUGUGCAUGUGUAUGGUAGGACUUUAUAAAUAGCAUGGUAGCUUCCCUGUGCCUCCCAAAAAUCAUGAAAAUGAUGAACACUUCAAAUUCACUUGAAUAAUCCCAGGAAAAAUUCAUAAAUAUAAAACCGCUUUACUUUUUAUAAUAAUAAUGUACUAUUUUUUUUUUAACUUAGGAUACAUUAUCUUCUAAUUUUGUACAGAUAAAUUAGCCACUAGACUGGAUUCUCCACUGUGAGCACCUGCCUGUGUGAUUGAUAUUUAUCCUCAGUGCCUAAUAACACGAGUGCCAAAUAACUAUUUGUGGAAUUAUACCAAGUUUUAGAAACCAUUCUCUUUUAUAUACAGUUGUAAAAAAAAAAAUACUGAGAAACCAUAUGGUAUCAGUAAUUAUGAGUUUGAAAUUAUGAUUUUAUUCUAUGUGUCAAAGUCACUGAUUGGCCAGUCAUGACUUACUACAUGAAUAUUAAAUACUCAGUUGAACAAAACCUAAAUUUGUACAAUAUCCUGCCCUUCACUGUGAAAAGUUAUUUGGGUAUUUUGGCCUCUAAGCAGAUUGUGUUUUCAUUGCUCCUUGAAGAAAUAGAGCAUUUAAAGUUUCAACAUAUGUAUAUGCCUAUCAGCAGCCAUUUAUGUAAAUAUUUCCCACAACAAAAAAUUUUCAUAAUUUUAAAGACUGUAAUUUUGUGAUUUUUCAAGACAUUUUGCUAGGGAAAUGAAUCUUUAAAGAUUAUUUUUUUAGGAAGUAUUUUUGACUUGAAUUAUGUUAUACAAAAGAUUGGUAUGUUUUGCUCCUACUGACUAUAUAUGUAUAAAAGUCACAUAUUUUUAAAUAUCAUAAGUCUGUGGCUAAGAUGAAGGUUGAUCUCCCAUGACCUAAAUUUUUUACUCUCUACUUAGUAAUUGAUUGUUUUUUUCUUUGUAGACUUAGUAGUUUUGCCACGUACACAAUAGGAACAUCACACUACUGUGUGAAAUAUGACCUGUGUGCUUCAGACAAACCAAAGUCGGUCUUAACCAUCCUCCUUGGACAGACCCGGAAACCCUAACCUGUCUCUUGUAUGUAGCAUAAUCACAUUUUCCAAAUGGUUUUUUGUCCUGAAACGAUGAUUUGUAUGAGGUCUUACAUUUGUUCCUCAGGAGAUUAUAUUUGUAGGUGUUUCAUCAUAAAAUAUUUAAAUAAAAAGAUGACCUUUAGAGCAA